AUGUCAGCAGAAGACAGGCUCAACGCAAUGCGCGGGUACAAGGCUACCCUGAGCAACCCAAAAGUUUCAGAAGAGGCAAAGCAGAAUGCGCAAGCAAUGCUUGAUGAAAUUGGCGGUGACCAGCCUCGCGAGGAACUUUACGAGGCAAGAGGCGAUAAAAGAAAAAACCCAGUAAGGGUUUCCGCUGGGCUUAAGGCCGCGCAGCACAAUCCCACUGUUACAGAGAGCGGGAAGCAGAACGCAGCGGAAAAAAUGCAAGAACGAGGUGUUCCUGAAGAGUAA
This is a messenger RNA of Penicillium coprophilum, 282 nucleotides long. Its product is annotated as Con-6 family protein. The record is from RefSeq and is a predicted model, not a curated record. Gene Ontology annotation, cellular component: cytoplasm. Lineage: Eukaryota; Fungi; Ascomycota; Eurotiomycetes; Eurotiales; Aspergillaceae. The transcript is spliced from 3 exons. Bases 1 to 282 code for a protein of 93 amino acids.